AUGAGCCGAGAGGGCGACGCGAGGCUGGCAGCCGAGGAAGCAAGGCCGGUUCCGCAGCGCCGGCUGUGCGCCCGCGUGUGCCGGGCGCAGGAGCGAGCGGGGCACGGGCAGCUGGCCCAGCUGGGCGGCGUGGGGGUGCUGACGGGGGGCAACCGUUCCGGGGCCGCCUCGGGAGAGGCCGGCGAGGGCGCGGGGGUCUCGGACGCGCCCCCGACCCGGGCACCCACGCCGGACUUCUGCCGGGGCUACUUCGAUGUCAUGGGCCAGUGGGACCCGCCGUUCAACUGCAGCUCGGGCGACUUCAUCUUCUGCUGCGGGACUUGUGGCUUCCGGUUCUGCUGCACGUUUAAGAAGCGGAGACUGAACCAGAGCACCUGCACCAACUACGACACUCCGCUGUGGCUCAACACCGGCAAGCCCCCCGCGCGCAAGGACGACCCCCUGCACGACCCCACCAAGGACAAGACCAACCUGAUCGUUUACAUCAUCUGCGGGGUGGUGGCGGUCAUGGUGCUCGUGGGCAUCUUCACCAAGCUGGGACUGGAGAAGGCGCACCGGCCCCAAAGGGAGCACAUGUCCAGGGCCCUUGCAGAUGUCAUGAGGCCACAGGGCCACUGCAACCCUGACCACAUGGAGAGAGACCUUAACAUUGUGGUGCACGUGCAGCAUUACGAGAACAUGGACACCAGAACCCCCAUAAAUAAUCUCCACACCACCCAGAUGAACAAUGCUGUGCCCACCUCGCCUUUGCUGCAGCAGAUGGGACAUCCGCAUUCGUACCCCAAUCUGGGUCAGAUCUCCAACCCCUACGAGCAGCAGCCGCCCGGAAAAGAGCUCAACAAGUACGCCUCCUUGAAGGCAGUCGCCGACAAGGUAAAUGAGGACUUCUACUCCAAGCGCCGCCACCUGGCCGAGCUGGCCGCCAAGGGGAACCUGCCUUUGCAGCCCGUCAGAGUGGAGGGCGAGCCGCGGGCCUUCAGCCCCGAGCACGGCCCCGCCAAGCAGGACGGACAGAAGCCUCGCACCAACAAGAUGCCCCCACACCCCCUGGCCUACAAUUCCACCGCCAACUUCAAGGGCUGGGAUUCCGGCGAGCAUUCUCUCCGGCGGCAGGCGUACAGCAACAAGGGCAAGCUCGGCACGGCCGAGUCGGGCUCCAGCGACCCGCUGGGGACGCGCAGCCAGCACUACCCACCCCCACAGCCGUACUUCAUCACCAACAGCAAAACGGAGGUGACUGUCUGAGCAUCCUGGAGACCACACGCAACUGAGAGGCGACAACAUUCUGGCCCACACCCUCCCCGGCCUCCCCCCCACACACAGCCACCCACACACUCACUCCCACACCAACCCGCCAGAUACCUGCUGAUGACACGGAACCACGCUUUUCCUGGGUCAGGCCGAACACGCGUCCGUGGGCCACUGAGCAGGACCGACGCUUGGACGUCCAGCAAUACGGCCAAGGGGAAACUGAGGCCUACUCUUUCGACUGCAGGCUCACGGCGGCCGACUCAUGUGUGCCCAAACGGUGGGGCUGAUUUUUCUUUUUCUCCUAAUGUGAAACGAAAAUCCGUCGUGAAAAAUAACAGUAGCACAAUUUAGAGAAGUUGUCCACUUUGGGCGCAGACACCAUGUGCCACGUGCUGUCUAUGUCGGCUGAAGAAGCCGGAGCGGGUAGAGAAUGAGGUGGACACUGGAGAAGGGUGUGUUUGCGAGGCAGAGUCGUUGGGGAGGAAUCUGUGCAAGUAAUAAACAUUUGCUAAAACCAAGAAGUGGUGACAUGGACACACGGUUCGACAAGCAUGAGACAGUAACUGGACACCAACCAUGCUAUUUAUAGUCCUUUUCAUAUCAUCAAUGUUGGAAGCAAAAAAAAAAACAACACACACACUCAAACUCACACAAAAAAUAAAUGACCCCAAACCCACCGACGGUGAUGG
Messenger RNA from Pteropus alecto (black flying fox), 1940 nucleotides. It is a transcript of the gene SHISA9, whose product is annotated as shisa family member 9. The coding region runs from base 1 to 1245 and encodes 414 amino acids. The record is from RefSeq and is a predicted model, not a curated record. NCBI's taxonomy places the organism in Eukaryota, Metazoa, Chordata, Mammalia, Chiroptera, Pteropodidae. Gene Ontology annotation, biological process: regulation of AMPA receptor activity; regulation of short-term neuronal synaptic plasticity. The transcript is spliced from 5 exons. Gene Ontology annotation, cellular component: postsynaptic membrane; AMPA glutamate receptor complex; postsynaptic density.